AUGACGGCGUACAUUCCUCGUCUUAGCACAAUACCGUACGAUGUAUUCGCGAACCCGGCCGCCUCGAUACUGCUACCUAUUGCGCUGGGUACUGCUGUAGGCUUUAGCUCUCGACCAAAACAAACCCAAGCCACAUAUGCUGCCAUGAAGCAGCCGCCGUUGCGACCUCCACCACAGGUUUUUGGUCCUGUCUGGACGGUACUCUACGGGUUAAUGGGCUACGCAGCUCACCGCGUCGUGACGAAGUAUCCGUCAUCCUUCGCCUCGACGGACGACGUCCGCGCACUAUAUUCCGCGCAACUCGGCUUAAACUUGUUGUGGAUGCCUCUCUUCUUCGGGCUACGAAAACCAGUUCUUGCGUUAGCCGACAUUGUAUCACUAGUCGGGCUAAACGGCUACCUAACAUAUCUGUACUUUUCAGUUGACAGCACAGCGGGCUGGUGUCAACUACCAUACAUGGUAUGGUUAGGUUUUGCGACGUACCUAACAGCGGGCGUUGGGUAUUUGAACAAUUGGGAUAUAUCGGAGGCUACAUUGGCGAAGAGGAUAUAA
This is a messenger RNA of Daldinia childiae, 552 nucleotides long. RefSeq names its product Translocator protein like protein. NCBI's taxonomy places the organism in Eukaryota, Fungi, Ascomycota, Sordariomycetes, Xylariales, Hypoxylaceae. Gene Ontology annotation, cellular component: mitochondrial outer membrane. The record is from RefSeq and is a predicted model, not a curated record. The transcript has 2 exons. Bases 1 to 552 code for a protein of 183 amino acids.